Molecule: messenger RNA, 1360 nt
Organism: Exophiala xenobiotica
Lineage: Eukaryota; Fungi; Ascomycota; Eurotiomycetes; Chaetothyriales; Herpotrichiellaceae
Exons: 4
Coding region: 118-1128 (336 amino acids)
Biological process (GO): ergosterol biosynthetic process
Molecular function (GO): cytochrome-b5 reductase activity, acting on NAD(P)H
Source: RefSeq, a predicted model, not a curated record
CGAUUUCAAAACUCCAAUUGACGCCAUUAAUAAUUUGUCUGGCGCAAGCAGUCUCCUUUACAUUUCAUCUCACGUCUUCCUCUAACCCUACUUCCUUCAACCAACGCAAUUAUCAACAUGUUUGCUAGAACAGUUUUGAGGUCCGCUGGACCUGUGCGCCAGAGCAUUCGCAGCUACGCGACCGAAGCACCCAAGUCCUCCUCCUCCUCUACACCCUGGAUCGUCGGCGCUGCAGCCAUUGGCGCUGGAGCUGCAGGUUACGCUUUCUUGGGCUCGAACAAGGCUACAGCCGAUGCGCCCAAGCCCUCCGAAGACGCUACCACUGCGGCGAAGACUACACCUCCAGCGAAAGCAUUUACCGGUGGCGACCAGGGCUUUGUAGACCUCAGGCUUGCUGAAGUCAUCCCCUACAACCACAACACGAAGAGAUUCAGGUUCGAACUGCCUGAGCCUGACCACGUGUCGGGUCUGCAGGUUGCUUCUGCCAUCAUCACCAAGUACAAAGGCCCCACGCAAGAUAAGCCCGUCAUAAGGCCGUACACGCCUAUCAACGAGGAAGAUGAACGUGGCUUCAUCGAGCUCCUGGUCAAAGUGUAUCCCAAUGGGCCAAUGUCAGAACACCUUCACAGCAUGAACCCCGGCCAGAUGUUGUCCAUGAAAGGUCCCAUUCCCAAGUAUCCUUGGGCGCCGAACAAGCACGAGCACAUCACCUUGAUUGCCGGCGGCACUGGUAUCACCCCUAUGUACCAGCUCAUCCGUGCGAUCUUCAAGAAUCCCGAGGAUAAGACGAAAGUAUCGCUCGUGUUCGGUAACGUCAAAGAGGAAGAUAUUCUGCUCAAGGAAGAAUUUGAGAAAAUCGAGAACGAGUUUCCCCAGCGUUUCCGUGCGUUCUAUACCCUCGACAACCCGCCCGAGAGCUGGCCAUAUGGCAAGGGAUUUAUCACAAAAGAACUGCUCAAGGAGGUCAUUCCCGACCCGAAGAGUGGGAAUAUCAAGGUCUUUGUAUGUGGGCCGCCGGGGAUGUAUAAGGCUGUCAGUGGGGCGAAGGUGAGCCCGACUGAUCAGGGUGAGUUGAGUGGAAUUUUGAAGGAGUUGGGCUAUACGAAGGAGCAAGUCUAUAAGUUCUAGACUGUAUAUGCUUCUGUAUGAAGAAAUAGUCCUCGGCCGAUGGCUUUGCGAGCAGAGAAUAGGAGGCUAUGCUCUUCACAGGGUUGAAGCAGGUGUUGGCCCAACGUCCUGUAGAGAAAAGUGGACGAGAAGUCGCAGCUGUACAUGUAGAUAAAGGGCCAGUUGGCGGAUAAAAGCCAAUAGAAAUAUGCGACUUCACCAUCUAUGCGACCUCACCAUAUAAGGAACAUAA